AUGGAUAAUAAGGAUGAAAUAACAUCCAUAGGGAAUAAAAACAAGGAUGAAGAAAUAUUCAAAUUGAGAAAAUUAGUAUCAAUAUUUAAAAAUGAAUGUAAAAAAUUGAAAGAAGAAAAUGAUAAUUUAAAAAAAAAUGAACGUUCUGAAUCUUUGGAAAAAAAAAAUGAAAGUAACGUAGAAAAUAGUGAUGGAAAUGUAAGUGAAUAUGGAACUGAUAUUCAAGAAAAAAAUGAAAUAAUUAAAAGAAGUAUUAUCGAAAAAAGUUAUAAAAAAUUAAAAGAUUUUACUAUACUAUUAGAAGAUAGAUUAAAAAAUGUAAAAUUAGAAAGUGAAAAAAAGUGUGUAGAAUUAGAAAAUAAAAUAGAAGAAUGCAAUAAAAAUAAAAAAAUAUAUAUAACAGAAAUUGGAAAUUUAAAAGAAAAAUUAAGAGAACAAAAUUCAGUUAUAGACGGAUUAAAUAAAAAAAUUGAAGAAUAUAAAAUUUAUUUAAGAUCAGAAAAAAAUGUACAAGCAUGUUAUGAAAAUAACAUAGAUCAAACUAUUGAAUAUAAAAUCGAAAUUCGAAAAUUAAAAGAAAAUAUAGAAACUUUAAAAAAGAAUAAUGAAAUAACAUCAAAAGAAAGACAACAAUAUAGAAGUAUGAUUAUAUUAUGUUCACAAUAUAAAGAAAAGUGUAAACAAAUACCAAACUUUCAAAAUAAAAUUGAUUUAUUAGAAAAUCAAAUAAAAGAAAUGGAAAUUUAUAAAUAUAAAGAUAAUGAAAAUAUAAAAAAACUUACAGAAUUAAAAAAUACUAUAAUAAACAAUCAAAUAGAAAAUAAUAAUUUAAAAACACAAUUAAAUGAAUGGGUCAAUUUUGCAAAAAUAUAUAUAAAUAGUAAAUCUAUAAAUAUAGAUACAUUGAAAAAAACAAUGAACGAAUUAAACAAUAAAUAUAAUGAAGCAAAUUCUACAAAAACCGAUCUUGAAUUUAAGUAUAGAAAAAUAGUUGUUGAUAUAGAAGUUCAAAAACAACUUUUAGAAGAUAAAAACUUUGAAUUAAAAAUCCUGAAAAAUAAAAAUAUGCGGCUUGAAAAAAAAUAUGAAUUUCUAAAAAAAGAUUACCUUCUUGAGUUUACUAAAAAUAGCACACAUAUUUCAACUACUUCAAUAUUACAAAAUAAAAAUGAUGAAAAAGGAAAUGAAGAUAAUUAUAAAAUUGAAGACAUCGAAUCAGUUUUACCAACCAAUAUAUCAAGUGUAUUGAAUGAAAAAUAUAACGAACAUGAUAGUGAAGAAAUUAAAAAAAAUAAAAUUGAAAAUUUAUUAAAAUUAGCCCAAAAUUAUAAAUAUAAAAUAGAUUUCUUUCAAAAUGAUAAUUUAGAAAAAGAAAAAUUAAUAGAAGAAUUAAAUAACAAAAUAGACAAAUAUAAAACAGAUUUUGAAAAUACACAAUUAAAAGAAAAAAAUAUACAAGUAUUUACACAAGAUUUAUUAUUAUACGAAAAAGAAAUAAACUUUUUAAAAGAACAUGCUGAGAUUUAUAAAAAACAAAUUUUAAAUCUUGAAAAUGAAUUAGCCAAUAUUAACAAUUUAUGGAAAGAAGAUAAUGAAAAAAAUGAAAUUUCAAUAAAAAAUUUAAAAGAAGCUCUAAAGAAAGCUCAGUUUGAAGCCAAAAUUUUAGCAAACUCUUCAUCUUCAAUUAGUGGAAAAAAUAUAAUAGAAACAAAAGACACAAAAAAUGAUUCUACUUUUCUUUAUAAAGAUAUUGAUAAUAUGAAUUCUAUCGAUGAAAUACAAAUCAAAAAUUUAAAAAAUGAAAACUUAUAUCUUAAGGCGAAAAUAGAAGUAAUUAAAAUUUAUUAUGCAAAUCAAAUAAAAAGUUUUAGAGAAGCCUUUUUAUAUAUUUUAGGGUGGGAUAUACAAAUAGAACAAAAUGAUGAAGAAAUAUUUUUUAUAUUUACAUCUAUGUUUUCUACUCAUGAUGGGAAAUUUAUAUUUAUCAAAGAUAAAAUGCAGAAUGACAAACGAUCAUAUAAUAAAGAAAAAGACGAAUAUGAAAAAUUUAAGCGCAUCAAGUUGGAGCAUGAUCCCACUUCUGACACAUCUAAAAUUGAUCCCACUAGUGAAAAGACGAAAGAUGAAAUAAGUUACAGUACCGAGCAAACCUCCCAAUGUGCUGUUGAAAAAAAUCUUGAUACAGAUGAACAGUUUUUUGCAGGGUUGUUUGGAAAUAAAAAUCAAAUUAAUGCAGAAAGAAUUAUUGAUAAAAUAAAUUUAAAAAAUACUAAUAUUAAUAUGUCAACAAUUAUGAAAGGGUGUAAAUAUAAUUUGUUACUCCAAGGAUAUUACAGUAUUAAAUGGAAUGAAAAUGCUGAAUGGAAAAAAUAUAUAAAUAAAAUGACAACUUAUCCAAUUCUUUUAUCAUUAUUAUGUAUUGAAGAAUAUAACAGCAUUAAAUCACAAUAUCACAACAGUUUGUGCAAAAACUCAAGGAGUAUACUUUUCAAAAUAUAA
This is a messenger RNA of Plasmodium berghei ANKA, 2499 nucleotides long. Its product is annotated as conserved Plasmodium protein, unknown function. The record is from RefSeq and is a predicted model, not a curated record. The coding region runs from base 1 to 2499 and encodes 832 amino acids. Lineage: Eukaryota; Apicomplexa; Aconoidasida; Haemosporida; Plasmodiidae. The transcript has a single exon.